Messenger RNA from Insectozyma verbasci, 1341 nucleotides. The record is from the annotation of a GenBank genome assembly. NCBI's taxonomy places the organism in Eukaryota, Fungi, Ascomycota, Pichiomycetes, Serinales, Debaryomycetaceae.
AUGAUAAAACAAUUAAAAUGUAUAAAAUGUAUAAAAUUUAAUAAUUCGAUUCAAUUGAGAUUUUUAUCAAAUGCUGUUUCUUUCACAGCAGUUGAAAGACAACCGAAUUUACCAUUAUCUACAAAAAAUCCAUCAAAAUCGUAUAAAUUAAAAGUUCCUUUAUUGAAAAGUCCAUCACAUUUGGGUCAUGCUACAAGUAGAGUUAAUCGUUUAUAUAAUGAAGAUAAGUAUAGUGCGAAUGUUUUAAAUUUGAAGACAGAUAAAUAUGAUAAAACAAUUUUCAAUUUUAAUAUUUUUGAUGGUCAUGGUGGUGAUCAAUGUUCAAAUUAUUUGUCGGAUAAUUUAUCACAACAAAUUGAAGAUUCAAACGAUUUGAUUAAUAAUAUAGAUAAUCAAAGAGAUCAAUUGUUUAAAAACUAUGCUCAAAAUAUUGGUGGUUAUUGGAAAAGAUGGUAUAGACAUUGUGAAAAACAUUUGGAAAAUUGGUGUAAAAAUGAAAUUAAUCUUGAAAAUUUGAAUAAUAUUAAUAAUGAUGAUAUAAAGUUAAGAUUAUCAUUAAGUUUUUUAAAUUCAGAUUACAAAUUUUUCAAUAAGGAUGAAAAAUCAGGUUCAACUUGUACUUCAGCAUUAAUUGAAACUAUAUAUUCUUCACCUGAUAAACAAUUUCAACCAUUUUUUGAAACUUAUUAUUUUAAUAGACACACGAUUUCAAAAUUAACCAUUGCUCAAGUUGGUGAUACGAAAGCAAUAUUAGUGGAUAAAAAUGGAAUUGCAAAUAGUGUAACUGAAGACCAUCAUCCUUCAAAUCCAAUUGAAGCUACAAGAUUGAGGAAGUAUGCAGCAAAUUUUUUUAUGACCGAUUCGUUUGGUGAAGAAAGAUUUAUAGCAUUAGCCAAUACGAGAAGUUUUGGUGAUAUAGAUUAUAAAGAAGUUGGUGUAAUAGCAGAGCCUGAUAUUUAUCAAUUUAUAAUUGGAGAUUCCGCUGAGGUUAAAAAACAUUUAACACCUGAUGAAAUCAAAAAGUAUACAAUAAAUGGAUUAGGUGGAGAUGAAAGUUUUUUAAUACUAGUUAGUGAUGGUAUAACAAAUAUUUUAACCGAUCAAGAAAUUGCUGAUAUUAUAUCGAGUCAUUUCAACAUGCAAGGUCAUACGAAAGCUAAUCCCCAAAGUUGUGCUCAUGAAGUUAUCAAAUUUGUCGAAUAUGUUGGCGGUGAUGAUAAUGCAACAUGUUUAGUAAUUAGAUUGAAUGGUUGGGGUAAAUGGCCAAAUAUAGAUAGAACAGGUGAAUUAAGACAAGCAAGACUAGAUGAUUUUAAUCCAAGAAAUAGAGGGGGUGGUUAG